CUACGUCAUCAUCAGGCGCCAGCUAGUAAACAGAGCUGUUCCUCAGACUCUCUCCGGUGUUUUCUCAGAUUGUGAUCCCUGAUGACGGCCUCUACUCGCAGAGCAGUGCUGUCGCUGUACACGCGUGUGUUUCGUAUCGCCCGAACCUGGCAGGCGCAGAGUGGAGACAAAGGUGACACAGAGACUGAGAGAAAGUACAUCGUUCAGGAGGCCCGCACCCUCUUCAGACAGAACCAGCAGCUCACAGAUCAGGAGGCCAUAAAGAGGUGUGUGGAGGAAUGCGAAGCAAGGAUAGAAAUAGGUCUGCAUUACAGGAACCCUUAUCCAAGAGCUACCUAUCUGCCGCCGCUGGGCCUGGCGACCCAGAAGGGCAGGAAGCUGCGAACGCAGCAGCGUCUGAGGAAGCAGGCCAAGCCGGUCUAUCUGCAGUCACAUGAUGAGACCUGACGCUCCGUAUCCACCGCCGUGGCCAGGAGCUCCGCUUACCAAGGACAGGAAACUAGAGUGCCGCAACAGAGCUGAUGUUACAGGAUGGGUUGCUGUGAGGAUUCAGUGAUGGAAGAACACCCAUCAUUCAAGAAAAAAACAAACUUCAUUGUUUUGUUCUUGUUUUUUAACUGUAAACUUCCUGUUGGUGAAGAUUCUUGUCGGCUUAAGAAGCUUCCUGUCCAGAGUAACUUGUAAUAUAACAUCAAGAUGUAUAUUUUAUUUAUUGAAAUGCCUAAAAAUGACUUUUUAUUGUUCAUUAUAUGAUUUAAUGUAAAAUUCUACUAACAGAAAAUAAAUGUUGCUAUUGUUGGA
Messenger RNA from Salarias fasciatus (jewelled blenny), 801 nucleotides. It is a transcript of the gene lyrm1, whose product is annotated as LYR motif containing 1. Gene Ontology annotation, cellular component: mitochondrion. Lineage: Eukaryota; Metazoa; Chordata; Actinopteri; Blenniiformes; Blenniidae. The transcript is spliced from 5 exons. The coding region runs from base 82 to 447 and encodes 121 amino acids. The record is from RefSeq and is a predicted model, not a curated record.